GCUUCUGCGCUUGCAAAAUGGCUGCGUCGUGUUUUUCUUAGUGAAAUCAUAUGAAAUAGCCGUUUUAUAGUGAAAUUUACGAUCAUAAUUUAUUAAUUUAUUGUUUUAAUAAAUUUAUCUCGGACGUAGUGACCAUGUAAAUCAUUUAAAGUGUUAAGAAAGGAACAUUAAAUGUUAACUGGUGCAACUGAACAUUGAUUAUUCGUUUGGCGUUUCACCUAACAGGAACCCGCCACGAUUUACCAGAUAGAUAAUAACCCAGUUAAUACAUUAUUUCUAAUUUAGUUACAGCAUGUCAAACAGUGUUGUUAAGGUUACUGAAUUGCCAACAAAUGAGGGUUUAUUUGUUCUUAAAGGAAAAGACGGAGUUAUAAUGCCAGAUCGAGAAACAUUAGAAAAAUAUUUGAGUGGACGAAAACAAGAAACUGAAAUAAACUUAAUUUGUAUUAAUGAGGCUUAUGGAAACAAUAUUGAGGCAACAAUGGAGCCUCUUAUUUAUGAUCCUAAUAACACUGAAGAUAUGCUAGAAGAAAUUGUGCCAUCAGAAAUGGAUGAAAAUGAGAAGUCCCUGCAACAAAACUUGUUAUACUUCCGUUUGGAUCAUGAUUAUACGUUGCUGGAAUCUCCAAAACAAACAAGUCCUGAACAUUUGGAAGAAACAGAUGAACUGGCUCAAACGUUAAGUAUUUUAGAAGGUUGCAGUGUAGCUUCUCCACCUCCACUAGUGCAAAGGCAGCAGGAACCUGUUUCAAAACCAGUCGUAAAUAUAGUAAAGCAACAACCUACCCUUCUUCAUAUGCAACAGGCUACUAAAGCAAAAGUGAAAAGAGUAGUAGAAGACAAAAAAUCUGCCACUGAAUUGACUUCUAAACAGCAAAGUACAAAAUCUAUUUCAAGGAAAUCUCCUAAGCAAACGCAACUAGAUUCACAAGGUAAAAGUGAUGAAGAAAGUGCAGAUGAUGAAGAUUUUACAUUGGAGUCUGAAGAAUCUGAUGAUGAAGACGACGAAAAUGACUCCGAUUUUGAAUUGGAUGAUUCCACAAAAGUUAAACUAUCCAAAAGAACAAGAGGACGACGGAAAAGAGAUGGCACUGCUUUGGUUGAGGAUAAGAAACAAAAAGCUGGAAGAAUUCACAAGAUUCAAGCUAAGUCACUUACAAAACAAGUUACGUCACCUGUUGAAAAAGAAUUAGAGCAGAUUAAAUCAGUUGAGAAACCUCCUGAAGCUGCAUCAGAACAAAGAACUCCUGAAAAGAAACCUAUCAAAAAGGAAAAGAAAGUUCCCAAGCCAUUACCCGAUGAUUUUGCGCUAUUUUCAACUCCUGAUAUUAUUCGAAGAGUUGGGGGAAAACACGAAACUUCCACUUCUACACCCACAACUCCUAUAGUAGAUUCAUCCAUCAAUACACCUAAACCAGCAAAAAUUACUGCUGAAGCACGGACAAAAUCGUUUUCAGAACGUUCUUCAAUUGAAGGCAAAGUUAAGAGACCAAGUACUGACUCAAAAUUGUUGCCAAACGAAAAAGUAAAUAUUAAACCUAAAACUAACAUUGAAGAUAAAAAUAAAGACAGGAGAAUGAGUUUAGAUACCAAAUCCUCUCAUCCUGCAGACAGAAGACUCAGUUUAAAUUUGGACUCGAAAAAAACAUCAAAUCAAGGAAAUCUUGCAAAGCCUCUUGUUAAGACAAGUUCUGCACAAUUCAUAAAUAGAAAUGAUCAAGUAAUUAUACAAAGUGUUGACGAAUCUGCUGGAAGCAGUUCCAGUGAAAACAUUUCUGGUCAAAUGGAUGCGAUGCCCAGUGUAGAAGAUAUUCGUGCUAUGAUUCAGAAUGAGGAUACCAAAACUUACUCAAACAGCCUUGUUAUUCCAGAUCCCGUUCCAAACGGACAGCCACAACAGGCAAAUGUUGAUCAAAAUUCUAUAAAUCUAGAAGGAAGUGGUUUGGAUAUUGAUCCCCUUUUGGAAAAUAUUAACUCCGAUUUGAUAUCAGAAGAUAUUCUAUAUCAAGUUGCUCAGUCGCUUGCUGACAACACUGAAUUACAAAACGCAAUUGAUAAAUCAUUAAACGAUGGUAAUUUAGUACUUGAUCCCAAUGUUCAACAGGCUAUUGCACAAACCCAAAAUGUGGGAUCUCAUCUAGAAACACAUCAAAAAAAUAUAAAUACACCUAAAGCGUCAAUAGUACCAAACACUUCGAAAGGUACUCAGAUCGUGAGACCUGAUGGAAGAGUUGUUAUUAUUCCACCAAUCGAAAGACCAGCAACCAGAAGUAGAAAUCGAAAACAACAACAAAGUCCUGAGGUUUCAAAAGCAACGCCAAAAGUUGUUCACAAGCCAUUAGAUGAAGAACACGUAUCAGGAAACGAGUUGGACAGUUCAGAUGCCGAAGCAGAGCAGGAAGAGGAGGAGGAGGAAGAAGAAGACGAUAGAUCCGAUGAUGAUCCUGAUAAAUUAUGGUGCAUUUGCAAUCAGCCGCAUAAUAAUCGUUUCAUGAUAUGUUGUGACCAGUGUGAAGAAUGGUAUCAUGGAAAAUGUGUCAAUGUUACAAAAGCCAUGGGACAACUUAUGGAGCAAGAAGGCAGAGAAUGGAUUUGUGUUUACUGUAAGGUAAGUAAAAAUAAAGUGAAUGCAUUAUGUCAUCACUUUUUAUUACUACAUUUAAGUAGCCCAUCGAAAUUGUCUUACCCUCCUAAGCAUAGAGGAUAUUGUUACCACGAGAUUGUGGGGGACCACCGUCAAAUAAAUACACCUAAAGCGUCAAUAGUACCAAACACUUCGAAAGGUACUCAGAUCGUGAGACCUGAUGGAAGAGUUGUUAUUAUUCCACCAAUCGAAAGACCAGCAACCAGAAGUAGAAAUCGAAAACAACAACAAAGUCCUGAGGUUUCAAAAGCAACGCCAAAAGUUGUUCACAAGCCAUUAGAUGAAGAACACGUAUCAGGAAACGAGUUGGACAGUUCAGAUGCCGAAGCAGAGCAGGAAGAGGAGGAGGAGGAAGAAGAAGACGAUAGAUCCGAUGAUGAUCCUGAUAAAUUAUGGUGCAUUUGCAAUCAGCCGCAUAAUAAUCGUUUCAUGAUAUGUUGUGACCAGUGUGAAGAAUGGUAUCAUGGAAAAUGUGUCAAUGUUACAAAAGCCAUGGGACAACUUAUGGAGCAAGAAGGCAGAGAAUGGAUUUGUGUUUACUGUAAGGAUCCUACUUUAAAGCGACCAGCAGCGGCUGCACGAAGAAUAAGAAAAGCAUCAAAAGCGUCUACUGACAGUGGCAAAAGUCAAAACAAAUCAACGUCUUCUUUAACAGAAUCAUCGGGAAAAUCUUCAUCUUCAUCUGAUUGUAUUGUAUGUGGAAAACCAUCUCGAAGUAACUCUAUCUUUUGUAGUGACCAAUGCAUUUUGAAACAAGCGCAAACUGUAGAAAGGGUGGUUGUUUUUGAAAGGUCAACGGGAAAAAUCCUCUCGGGAAGCAAUGCACCCAGUGCGGCAAAUCUCGAAAAAUGGCUCAAAGAACAUCCAGGUUUUGAAGUUGUUAGAUCUACUAGCAAACCUAUGCCAAAUAAAAAUCUGUCUCAGUCAAAGUUAAAGUUAGUUAGAAAUGUCUCAAACGAAGGAGUAUCUCUUGCCAUUCAAAGAAGAGGAGUUAAUAUUGGUCUCCUCAAUCAUUCUCCAAAAGCUCAACAAAACCAGCAACAGUUCACAAUUAGUCAACGAAAUAGAAAUGUGGUAAAAACUAUUCCACAUUUUAAAAUAGUUCGCAAGCAAAAACCAUUGGUCGAAUCGAGAACAAAAUUAAUUCAACCUCCACCAAUGACAGUAAUCACGACGCCUACAAGAGGAAGGCCUCCUCAGAUCAUUCAAAAAGUUCAAACGAAUGUAACUCCAAAACAGUCUAUUAAUAAUAGUAUCCCAAGUACAUCGACCUCCACACCUAUAGUAAAAGAAAGGCCAAAAAUUCAGAAAACUCUUAAACCGAAACUACCCGAUGAUCAAACAUCUCUUGCACCACCCCCCAAACAAUCGGAAAAUAUCCGGGAAAACGUUAAAAAGACUUUGUUUGAACAACUCACAAACAGACUUAAAAUGGUAAAUGAUAUCAAAUUAGAACCAGAUGAGGUAUGUGGACGAAAACAAGAAACUGAAAUAAACUUAAUUUGUAUUAAUGAGGCUUAUGGAAACAAUAUUGAGGCAACAAUGGAGCCUCUUAUUUAUGAUCCUAAUAACACUGAAGAUAUGCUAGAAGAAAGUGAACAAAUAUUAGAAGAUAAUCGUCCAAAAGGUGGUAUAGACAGUACUGAAGUUAUUGCUACUCUUAACUCAGAUAAUGUUGCCACCUCGGACAGUCCAGAUUCAAAAGCUAGUAAAGAUAAAGAUAAAAAAGGUUCUAAAUAUGUGAAAUAUGAAAAAGGUAGGGAAAGGGACCGAGAAAGAAGAAACAGGUCACAAGAAAAGAGUGACAGCAGGGAAAGAAAAAAGGAAGAAAAGUCGUUAAAAGAUUACAAAAGAAGAUCUAAAUCACGAUCCAGGUCAAGAAGUAGGGAUCGUACUUCUAGAUAUAUUGAAAAGAAAAAGAGCAACAGAGACCACGAACGACACCACCGGUCGUCCCACAAGAGUUCACGCCACAAAAAAGAACCCAGCACAACCGAAAAAUUGGACAAGAAAUCCAAGGAAAUUUUGGAGCAGCUUGUUGAUAAACAAAUUGUGCCACCACUUGAAGACAGAUUGUGGAAACACGUACCUCAAGAAGAUAUUACAACUCCCGCUAUUGCUGAAAGUGACAGUGACCAUGAACCAUCAUCAACUGUGACCAUUCCUACCCCUCCGCGUACUACUGACGUCGAAGAAUCUCCAUCUGUACCACCCGUUUACACCGAAAAGACAAUAACAGAAAAACCAGAAAAAAAGACAGUAGUAGCGGCGAAAACCCCAUCACCGCCUUCAAGUAAUGAAGAUAGAAGCAUGUCACCGCCUCCAAAGACUACCGCCGAAUACCUUUGGAAGGGGACAAUAAACAUGGUGGACGUGGCCCAGAUUUCUAUAACGGCUCACGAAGUAUCAGGCGAUUGUGCUGGCUUGGGUGAAGAGCUACCACCUGCAUUGGACGUUGUUGGUCGAAUAUCCCCUGAGACAGUAUGGGAGUAUAUUGGAAAGAUGAAAUGUUCAAACAGUAAAGCAAUUUCGCUUAUUCGUCUAAACGCAACUAAUAUGGAAGAAAAAAUGCCAUAUAUUGCUUUGUACAGUUAUUUAUCAAGUAGAAACCGGUUGGGUGUAAUUAAAAGCUUGAACAAAGCUGUCAAGGAUUUUUACAUAUUACCAUUGGCAAGUCAGAAACCUAUUCCACAGGCACUAUUACCGAUUAACGGCCCAGGUUUUGAAGAGUCAAGACCUGCCCUGUUAUUAGGAAUAAUAGUUCGUGACAAAAGAAAACGUCCAAUAUUUGAUCAAUUACCUUCUGUAUCUAAACGGACCAAAAUAGAGGUGUCUGUCAUAAUAACUCCUCCCGUUUCAACUACCCCUGUUACCGCUACAGCUCGUUCUUAUACACCUCCUCCUCCUCUUAUUCGGGACCCCAGGAUUAAAACAGCCCCUCAAACAGCAUCUGUACCAUCGCCGGAAACACCUAAAGAUACUACCGAUGACAUGGAUGAACCAUAUAGUCCAGAGGAUUCUGACCCUGACACUGUUAUAUCUCCACCGGCGUCGGUUAGUGCACCUACACUUGACACUGGCACUCUUUUACCUGCAAUAAAAUCAUCUCCGUAUGUUGAAGUCCCGCCCACAGUACAGCCAUUUGAACCUUUCAGCAGUAAAUUCGACAGUAUUCCAGGUCUCGAAGAAACUUCUGUGGCUUCUGUUCUUCCAGCCAGCAGUCAGGAGCUCCAAAAAAAGAUGGCAGAACUUGAUCAGAAAAUUGCUAUGCAAAAAGCAGAAAUUGACAACAUGUCACAGAGCAUCGUAUCGACGGCUGCUGCUGAUAUUGGUUCGUCCUCUUUGGCUAAUAUCGCAUUGCCCAGCAAUUUGCAACAAAUUUUGGAUAGCAUCAAAGGCAUAGGUGCUUCCAGUACAAGUACAGAUAAUAAUACGGCUACUUCAGUUAAAGGUACAUCCUCAAACAAAUCUGACUUAACUAUGCCUUUACUUUUACCAAAAAUAAGUUCGAGAUCGGCUCCUCCAGCUCCAUCGAUAACGGCCAUUGCUACAUCCAAAAAAGACCUGAUAUCUUCGUCGUCAACGAUACCAUUGAACUUACCGAAGCCUAAAAUAAAACCCACCACAAUAAGUUCAUCUCUUCUCGAUAAAACUCCAGUUUUAAAAUCAGAAAUUGAUAAGGAAAAACCAAGUGGUGUUCUCAGCUCAUUAUCUGAAGAGGAUUUAAUACGUAAGGCAGCGGAAAUGCUUGGAGAAAAAAAGGAAGACACAAUACCAAAGAUGUCGAAGAUGGGCCUACCACCAGAACCAUAUACUCCAACGAAACCUGGGUAUCAAACAACAUCUCGAGCUCCUCCACCUUACGCAAGUGGACCUGUUAUGUAUACAACCCCUCCACCAAUGCCGAAUCUGAGCGUACCUCCUCCAAAUAUUUUACCCCCCAGUAACAUUCAACCUUCCAAUGUAAUUCCGUCAAUCAAACGUUUGAAAGUUGACGAUCAGCCGCCUGUGCCAGGUUUAGAGGAUGAAAUGUAAGGUUUUGUUAAUUGUUUAAACCAUUUUGUAAGUAUUUCUUAUAACAAUUUCUCCUUUAUCUUCUAUUGGAAGAAUUCUUAAAAAAAUUAUGGUAUAAAACCAAUAAUCUUACAAAGACAAUAUAAAUCCACAAGUUGUUUGUUAAAUGUAAAUGAAUGUAAUUCAAUUUAUUUAUGUAACAAUAAGUUUUUAUGCUGCUUUAAAAUAUUGGUAAGGUGAAUUGUAUGAUUUUUUGAAACAUCAACAAGGGAUUCCAUAAAUUUUUUGUAUGUAAGGCGCGUUUGAACAUCCUAGAAAAACAUAGGCUGGCCUAAUAUGUUAGGGUAAUUUGUGUUUGUGUUUUUUAAGAUAAUCAUUUUAGGACUAUCUUUUCCACACUAAGUGUGCUGCUUAAAGUACUAAAAGUGCAAUUUUAGAUACAAUUUAUCUUUGAAUGCGUUUUUCGUUUCUUUUUUUUUUUUAUUGCGUUGCUUAUCGCCUUCCUUACUAAUUUUAUUGCAAUUGUGAAAUUUUUCAACACAAAAAGUAAUUAUUUCAAAUAUAUAUAGUUUUAUUUGUAGACAUUAUUUGUAUACAAAAAGUAAUUAUUUCGAAUAAAUAUGAUCGUGUACAUGCAAUUAUAAAUUAAACUUUAAGUGUCAAGACUUUUUUAGUGGUAAUUUAAAGCACCAUACAAAAUUUUAACUACGAGUAAACAUUUUAUUAACUGACCCAAGAUAAGCUCUUAAUAAAGUCAUUAGAAACGAAAAACAGUUUCAAAUUGCUACAAAUAUUAAUAAGGAUCAUUACAUGUUAUUUAAUAAAUUAAAGCAUAUUGGACCUAUCACUGUAAAUUUUAUUGGUAUGUAUUUCAAAUUUUUCGUUAAAUAAGAUCUUGGUAAUGAAUUAAAAGUAAAAUUUUUGCAAACGAUUGUUACAAGCAAAAUUCUUCUGGUAAUGGUUUAAUCUCAAAUGUAAAUACCAAAAACAAUGUAAUUGUACAGAAGUAGUAUAAGUUAAUUUUAGUAAUUAUUUCUUAAGAAAUAACGCGGUAAUUAUGGUAGUUAUAUGUAUAUAUUAUCGUUAUUAAAUAUAAUUUUUCUAAACGAAUAAUUACAUUAUGUUUUGAACAAUUUAAUGUUAAGGCUUUUUUUAAAAAUUGUUAAUGUAAUUUUAUUCAAUAGCAUUGAUUUACUUUCGUGUUUUGUGACCUUUUGUUUUAUCACAUCAAUAAAAUUGCCCCAUAAGUUUA
This is a messenger RNA of Agrilus planipennis (emerald ash borer), 7910 nucleotides long. RefSeq lists its product as uncharacterized. The transcript has 24 exons. The coding region runs from base 293 to 6679 and encodes 2128 amino acids. NCBI's taxonomy places the organism in Eukaryota, Metazoa, Arthropoda, Insecta, Coleoptera, Buprestidae. The record is from RefSeq and is a predicted model, not a curated record. Gene Ontology annotation, molecular function: protein binding. Gene Ontology annotation, cellular component: Set1C/COMPASS complex.